AUGACCGCCAUUGAAAAGGGAGCUCGUGAUGGGAGCUGGCGACCCCGGGCACACUGGUCUUGCCACCGGAACAGCAUAUUCGACCUUGCUUGGGCCAAGGGCGAUGCAGUACUUUAUACAGCUUCAGGUCACCAGCAAGUAGGCGUUUGGGACACCGAUACUGCCAGGGCUUUGGCGGUGGCGGAGGGCCACGACGGCUCGGUCAAGUGCAUCUCCCCAUUACAUUUGUGCGAAGACGUUUUUGCAACAGGUGCGCGGGACGGACGCAUGAUGCUCUGGGAUGCGCGCUGCCCGGGUUUCAGUGGUCAGGCACCGCCUGUUGGUCGCCGGACUCAGGCGGGCACGGAUCUGGACAAUGCACCGGUCCUGUCGCCAGUGUGGGUCCAGGACAACGCACACACGCGGCCGUCAACAACCAGCGGCAGGGCCUCUACAAAGAUAGCCAAGCCCGCAUCCGUAACUGUGACAUCUGUCGCCUUUCUGCCGUACUCCUACUUGCUAGCCUCGGCGGGGGCGCAUGACACAGUCGUCAAGGUUUGGGACCUGCGGAUGCAUGGUCUACCGCUGUGCGACUUGGAGCUACCCAAAGCCGGCUGUGCAGGUCGCGCUUCCGGGCACAAGGCCAAGUCGGCUGACACCAGGUCAUGCGGUCUUCCGCACGAGGUGACUGAGUUCACGUGUCCAGCUCGUGCCUCAGCUGUGGGAGUGACACACCUGACUGUGUCGGAUUCAGGUGACCGCUUGCUGGUGAGCUGCCUGGACUCGCAACACCACCUCUUCUCCCUCAGCCGCCUCAUGUCUGGUCCGCUGGCCUCGUGGCGUGCACCACCGCCGGCCUUCAAGGGCAGCUUCUACAUGCGGAGCGCCUUUAGCCCCUGUGGCGACUACAUCCUCUGUGGCUCACGUGACUGUGGUGCACACAUUUGGAUGGCUGCCGACCCGCAGCGAUCGCCGAUUGAAUUGCCGCACGAACAUGAAGUGACGGGCGUCGCGUGGUGCCGCGGCGACUGGAGCAAGGUGGCUACAUGCAGCGACUCUGGGGAGGUCCGGCUGUGGACACUCAAUCGCCUACCCGCACGGGAGGCACGAGCGGUGGAGGAUGAGGCGCCGGCCAUGGCAAGCCAUGUCGCGGAGCUGGAUGCCAGUGUUAGGGGCGACGUGGCAGCGGAGCAGCUGCGGCAGACUGAGGCCGCCACGGCGGACCGAGCCGGUCUCUCCACGCUCCCUUCACGAGCUGUAGACGCCGUCCACGGCAGACACCGCGCCGCCAAGCCUAUUGUCAUCAGGCGUAAAGUGCAACAGCGCCUCAACCUGCUACCUAUGCCAGCUCCUGCACCACCGGCUGCUGCGGCGCCCGACCCGGCUACUGCACCCGCCAACACGACUGACCCCGCGCCUGGCGUUGGGCCCAUGCAUGCAAUACCGCUCUUCGCCGUAAUGGAGGAAGCAUCGGCAGCUAUAGACGCAGCGUUGGUGCAUGCUGCCGCCAUGGCUAAAGACAACGUCCUGCUGACCCCUUAUGGCGGCUCGCGAGGAAUGGAUGGCAAGCCACCACUGAUCUGCGCCGCGGCGAUACGGGCCAGCGCUCUGGCCUCCCCUGUAUCUAGUGCACCUGCACAACCCGCUGUACCCUCCGGGCCGGCGUCUGUGCGGCGAUCCAGUAUAUUACCGCCUGUGCCCAUCUUCAGCCCCGCCGUAAACUGCUGGCAGCAGCAGCAGCUUGUGAGGGCAGACGUCGCCGGUCAUGAAACAGCAGCAGCUGCGCCUCCAGGGGCGGCGGCAUCGGGAACUGCUGCUGGGGCCGGUGGCGCACACGCCACUGUGGAUAUGGGUUGCGGAUUAGAGGACGCUAUGAAAGGCCUGCCCUACGUCCGCACUCAGUCCCCAACCUGUUCGAGGCCGCGAUGCGGCGGUCAUGGUGCAGAUGGUCUUGGUGCCUCUGCAGACCACAGCUGGCGACUCAGCCAGCCAUGCAGCCAGCAUGAGCGGCGCUUCCUCGGGAAGCCCCCUUUGCCACCCCCACCCCAACAGCCAGAGCUGCCACCAAGCCUUUCCCUCGCACCGCCGCCCGCCGCGAUGCUGCCCCCGCGCGCCCAGCCCGUCUCGCUAUGCACCACGCCCGUCAGCUUUAACCGAUCCCGGUCCAGGCUGAGCCCUUUCAGCCCAUCGCGUACGUCCCUCGGCAGCGGGUCGGGUCUGUUUUCCACUGGAAUGGGCAGUUGUGGCCAAAGUAACGGGGCCCCCUGCGGGACCCCCACUGGCAGCCAGCGCCACGGGUUGUCGGGGCCAAGUCACCAGGCGCCGCAAGGCGUCGUGGACCAGAUCCUGCGCAACUCCCCACGGUACGGCAGUCGUACUGGUUUUGGAGGCGGUAAUUUGGACUUCAUGGUAUCACCCCGCUUCCGGCGCAUGAGUGGCGGGGACUUGGGGCCAGAUGCCGGCGAGAGCCCGGUCCAGCGGCGUCUAUUUGACACUGACGGAGAUGCCGACGCUCACCCACUUGGAAGUGAUGCCGGCAGGGCGAUUAUUGAUGCCGCUGAUGACCCGACCCCUCGGCUUCACCUCGGGAACAGCACGGACAUCAUCGCCGCUAUCGACAGUCUUCUGCAAUGCCCCAGUCGUGACAGUCGUGGUCGGCAGGCCGGCGUUGGGAUGGCUGUAUUGUCGCGCAGUCCGCGUUUGACAUUUUCUCCCAUCAUGUACGACGUCCAAGACGGCCAAGACGUCGGACCGGCUCUCCGGUACCGUGCCGCGAACCCAGAUGACAUGGGGCCCUAUUAUGGAUUCACGGAUGGUCUGGCCAGGGACGACGAAGCCGGCGACGUCAACCGCAGGAUGGUGCGGUUUUCGCCCGAAGCUAGGGAGCUGCGCAUCGCAUGGGAUGGCGAUGGUGCCGGAGAGCAGGAGCGUAUGGGCGACUCAGUGGGGCCCCUGGCGGUCCGGCAUGUAGACGACAGCUUCUUCAUGCCCAGUGGCAGUGUAGCGAACGGCGACGACUCCGAAUCUGAUUGGGAAUUUGAUCCCUACGGUGAUAAGGAGAACAUGCCGCCCCCGGAGCCGUUACCACCACCGCCAGCACCAACUAGUAGUGCCUCAGCUGGCGGUUCUGGUUUGCCAUCGGCCGGCCACGCGGAGGAUCAGCCGCUGCCACUGCCGCUGAUCGAGCCGUCUUCAUCAACUCCGACGCGUGCUGCAGCAACAGCUUCGGUGACGGCUACCGUAGCUGCUGCAACGAGUGUCACUGUUAGCACUCCAGAGCAGCCACGGGUUCGGAUGGUAUCGCCAUUUGCAGCGGCGUUCCUUCCCUUCGCAUCCACGGCUGAGUUUGCAGAGCAAGAUGAUGGGCCUCUGCGGCUGGGAACAUCUCCGUCUCUGCAUAGUGAGCCCACUGUCAGCGCCGGUAUCGCCCCGAGCACCGGUGUUGACAACAACGAUGGCCAGCCGUCCGACGGUGAGGUCAGGGAUGUGCCGGACCUAGGGCCGAGCUAUAUGCUUGCUUCCCUGACCGGUGGUGCAGACAACGGCAGCGAUGCUGCUGCGGCCAGUCCGCCUCGGCAGCAACGUCUUAUUUUUUAUGAUGCAGACGAGAUGGGUGAAGCUGCUGCGCGGGCCCCGCAUGUGUCGCAGUUCCACGGUGACAAUCUCACACCGACGAAGAGGCCGCGGCGGGCAUAUAGCUCCAGUGAUAAUCACGACUUGGGUCCUGCAGAGCGAUCCCCAUCGCCGGCACGCCGAGUCCGGUCGUCUGGUGUCCUUGCAGGCCCCGCUCAGACACCAGCACGGGGCAGGCAAGGCCAUGCAGGUGGCUUUGCGGCACUGGCAUCCCCGUGCACCCGUGGCGGCCGGCAUGGAGGUGCGAGUCGGCUGGCGCCGGCGCCCUGCGCGGGGUACCUGGUCACAACUGCUGCGACAGCCAGUGCAGGCAUCGGCUCAGAGAGUCCCAUGCCAAAAGUAGGCACCGCCUCUCGCACAGGAAGACGCCACACGGUUCCAUCUGAAGAGUAUCUCCGCCGCCGCAUGGAGGAUGACAGAGAUUGUGGGCUCACGUCGCCCUUUGGUUUCGGCAUGUUUAUGGGCACGGAGACACCGGGCGGUUGCGGUCGAGACCCGCGCACGGCCUCACGCCUGGCGCAAGCACUUGAUGCUGCAGCAAGCGGACCUGGGCCUGGGCUCAGCACGCCGAGUAGAGGCACAGAGGCUGAGCAUGCACAAGAACGUGGGAUGCCCGGACUGCACUUGCCAGCGAGUGAUGAUAACGAUGAAGAUGCAGAAGCCGUGCAGCAGAGUGUCCGGUCGUUGUCCUGCGUCUUUGAGACGCAAACCCAGGGCGGCAGCACCCUCAUGGUCCCCUGCAGCUUUCCCGCAGGGGUUGACGAGGGCGAGGAUGACCAAGGGGGCGGCUUGGGGCAAGUGGAGCAAGAGCUGCGUCGAGAGAUGUUGACAUUCGAAGAGCGUACUGUGGGCUCUCCGGCUUUGCAGUCCUCGGAGCAGCCGGGUGGCUUUGGUGAAGUGGAUGAGGGCGGGCAUUUGGAGUCUCGUGGGGUAGGGAGCGAGUAUGAUGGGGGGGGUCAAGGGCGCCAGUGCAGCUUCCGCUUUAGCAGCUUCUUCGACCGGGCUUCCCAGCAGCUGCACCGGCACCCCAGUUCAGGCGCGAUGGAGCUGCAUGCAGCGCCUGUCACACAGCUGCUUUUGGAUGAGAGCAGCCGGAGCUUCCCAGCCAACAGGGGUGAGGGUGUAAUAGCCCGUAGGACAGGCGGGCUGCACGCAACAAGGAGCGGUCAGGGCCCGCAACGGGAAUCGGGGCCAUUGGAAGAGCAGUCCAGGAUGAGCCUUGGGGGCCCGGGUCUCAACGAGCUGCUGGGCCUGUCACCGGCCUUCGGCACCCCUAUAACUGGCGGUCCACCUUCCGGUCGCACACUGCCGGAUCUUUCCCGCACCAUCCCGAUGCCGUCUUCUCUGCCCAGCCGUGCAGAGGAGGGAGGUCCAGGAGCAGCAGCAGCUGACGGAUGCUGCGUUGCAUCGGAGGAGCAGCAGCAGGUAAUGCUUGCACAUUCCUUGCGAAAGCACCGGCAGCAGACGCUGCAGCAAUGCUGGGGAGGGGCUGCACCGCGCCAUCCUACUCCGCUGGGCAUGCGGCCAGCAGGACAUGCGUUGGGUCUACAGCUGCCGCCAUCAAAAACAUUGGGACCCACCGGCCUUACGUCCCCUAAGUACUUCCGUUGA
Volvox carteri f. nagariensis is the source of this 5223-nucleotide messenger RNA. RefSeq lists its product as uncharacterized. Gene Ontology annotation, biological process: proteasome-mediated ubiquitin-dependent protein catabolic process. Gene Ontology annotation, cellular component: nucleus. NCBI's taxonomy places the organism in Eukaryota, Viridiplantae, Chlorophyta, Chlorophyceae, Chlamydomonadales, Volvocaceae. Bases 1 to 5223 code for a protein of 1740 amino acids. Gene Ontology annotation, molecular function: protein-macromolecule adaptor activity; protein binding. The record is from RefSeq and is a predicted model, not a curated record. The transcript is spliced from 6 exons.